This is a messenger RNA of Tetrahymena thermophila SB210, 1992 nucleotides long. RefSeq names its product transmembrane protein, putative. The record is from RefSeq and is a predicted model, not a curated record. The transcript has a single exon. NCBI's taxonomy places the organism in Eukaryota, Ciliophora, Oligohymenophorea, Hymenostomatida, Tetrahymenidae.
AUGCAAUUCAUAACUUAACUUUUCAGCGAAGGGAAAGACAUUUUGUCAAACUUUGAUAAGUUUGCUUCUUCUUAUUAAGCCCCUAAAAGAACAAAAAAAGGUGCAGUUGUAUCUUUACUCAUCCAUGCUUUUUCUUUUGGUUACUUUGGAUUCUUGGCAUACUAGUAUGGAAGUAAUUAAAUUGAGCCUAGUGUAGCAUACCUUCAAACGAUGAACUUUAACAAACAUACAUUUAACUUAACCUAAGAUCUAUUCGCAUUCUAAUAUUUCAGUGGUACUGAUGGAUCCUUGGAUGCAAUAUAACAAGCCAAUAACUUAGUCUAUCUCAUUUUUGAAGUUCACUAUUAUGAUCACAAAACAUCUCAGAAAAUCAAUAUACCAUUAAAGUAUUGCUAGAACUCUGAUCCUAAUUUGGCUAUCUAUUAUUGCCCUGAUUUUAGCUAAGCGAAAGACAGUAACGGACAGAAUUUGUAGCUUGUUACUUUGAGAUAGCCAUAAACAGAAUUAAUUUUAACUGCUAAGAGAUGCUCAGGUCUACCUAAUUGUGCAUUAUCUACUGAUAUUGAUAAUCUAAUUAGUUAAUUUAGUUACUUCGACAUUAUCUUAUUUGCUAAUCAAUAUAAUCAUAUUUCUAAUUAAUUUGAGACUAUUUAUGACUAAGAAACAUACUAUUUGGACGUCUCAUUAGGAAUAUUUAGCAAAAUUAAGAUUGUUAAUGCUAUCACUAAUGUUUAUAGUGGUUUGUUCGCAAGCACAAAGACUAAUUCGAACAGUGCAGCUUAUGAAUUUAAAAGAUCAGAUUAAUAUAAUAGCAAUUAGCUUCUUACACUUGAGAAUAAUUAAAAUUCUUUACUUUUUCUUUCAUUUGAUUUAGACGCAUUUUCUGUUAAGCUUGACAUUCAAUAUUCCACUUUGAUGGCACUUGUGCCAGUUGCAAUCUCUUUGGGAGAAAUUGCCUUCUCUAUUUUAAAAGCCAUCCUUCCUAAUUUCUCAAAAAAUGCUUUGACUAAGGAUUUAAUGACAGCAAAUUUAAAGGGUUCUUUUGCAAAGACUGCUUAAUAAUUACUGUAAAAAAAUUUAAAUAAAGAAUAAAAGCAAGAAAAAGAUGAUGGAAAAAGCAAAUAAUAAAAGGGUAAAUAAAAGGGAGAAAAAGAAGAUGAUAGUGAUGGUAAAGGGAAAAAGGAAGAUACUGAUGAGGGAAGUUAAUAAAAAACUAUCACAAGUCCUGAAGACCUUAUUAAAUAAGCAGAAUUAUACUAAGACUAGGCUAAAAAUAUUUAUAGUCUUGUGACUAAAAGCGUUGGUGGUGAUUGGGAGAGUAUUAUUGCGCUUUUUAAAAUGAUUGCUCCUUGCCUUAAGAAGAAAGUCACUGGUGAAGUUUAAAAACAAAAAGAAAAAAUCUAGGCAUUACAGAAAAAGAGCAGCCCUGAAUAAGAUUUAAAUAGCAGCGUAGAAGAUAUUUUGUUCUUAAAAAAAGCAAUCCGUCUCCUUCUGACCAAAGAAUAAUAUGCUGCAGUGCAUUUCUGUGGUUCAGACUGUUAAGAUGAUUAAAAGGAUGAAAAAUAGGACACUAAGAAAAAAUCAUAAAUUUCUCCUUAACCUCUUCUGCCUAUAAAUGAUAAGAAUGAAAAGAAAAACCACCUAGAAGCAAUUGACACUAUCGAAAAAGACUAAAAAGAGAUGAUGAACUCCUUCAAAAGUUAUAUCAAGUCUACUUCUUAUGACUAAGAACAAAGUGUUUAUCUCACUGAUUUAGACAAAAGAAUUCUAAAUUCUUUGAUUUUUGACUUUUCUCCAAAUGGGAACAACAAUGCUCUUAAUGGAGAUAAAUAAGAAAAGAAAACAGGUAAUUCAUCACCUUUAAUUUCAAAUUAUAUGAAAGACCAAAUGUAAAAAUAUGCUCCUGAUCUGAUCUCACAUAUCCCUGGUAUAUCUGAAAUAACUGAUUUGCUAAAAGAUGAGAUUAAUGAAGUUAAAGGCAGCAAUAAAUGA